AUGUCCAUGAAGAACCAGACGUGGGUCAGUGAGAUUGUUCUCUUGGGAUUUCAGAAUCUCCACAACUUCAAGGUUCCCCUGUUCUCUCUGUUCCUUCUGAUUUACAUUCUGACAGUUUGGGAGAACGUCCUUAUCAUAGUGUUGGUGGCCUUCAGCCGGAACCUCCACUCCCCCAUGUACUUCUUUCUCCAGCAACUGGCCCUCUCUGAUCUACUGGAGUCCUCAAAUAUUGCCCCCACUCUGCUCCUAACUGUGAUGCAAGAUGGAAUCACAUUGCCCUUCGCUGGCUGUAUGACGCAAUUUUAUUUUUUUUCUGCUACAGAAGGCUUUGAGUGUUUGCUCCUAGCAGUAAUGGCCUAUGACAGAUAUGUGGCCAUCUGCAUCCCCCUGAGAUACACUUCUAUAAUGUCCCACAGGGUUUGUGUUACAUUCAUUGUUCUAUCUUGGGUGCUUGGCCUCAUGUCUGCCCUGCCCCUUGCCAAUAUCAUGGCUACCCUGCAAUUCUGUGACCAAAUUACUAUUGACCAUUUCUUCUGUGAUUUUUUCCCUCUUCUACAGUUUUCCUGCUCAGAUACUUUCUUAGUACAUAUAAUUAUGAUCUUAGAGUCUAUCCCUGUGGUUUCCCUUCCCUUUAUCCUCAUCAGUGUAUCAUAUAUGUGUAUUGCCCAUGCAAUCCUAAAGAUAGUGUCCCAUACCGGGAGGCAAAAAGCCUUCUCCACCUGCAGCUCCCACUUGGCCGUGGUCUCCAUGUUUUAUGGGACUAUAAUUAGUAUCUAUAUGGUUUCCCCCAGUAAAGAAUCACAGACCACAAACAAAUGUUUGUCUAUUCUGUACACUAUAGCGACUCCAUUGAUGAACCCACUUAUUUACAGCCUAAGAAGUAGCGAUAUCAGACAAGGCCUUGGCCUCCUGACAGCUAAGAGCUGAGCACUAGUACAGGUAGAAACUAUUAAGUGCACAGAAAUCUUACAGGAAUCUC
Xenopus tropicalis (tropical clawed frog) is the source of this 979-nucleotide messenger RNA. It is a transcript of the gene or11an13e, whose product is annotated as olfactory receptor family 11 subfamily AN member 13E. The transcript has a single exon. The record is from RefSeq and is a predicted model, not a curated record. Gene Ontology annotation, biological process: signal transduction; detection of chemical stimulus involved in sensory perception of smell; G protein-coupled receptor signaling pathway. NCBI's taxonomy places the organism in Eukaryota, Metazoa, Chordata, Amphibia, Anura, Pipidae. Gene Ontology annotation, cellular component: plasma membrane; membrane. Bases 1 to 927 code for a protein of 308 amino acids. Gene Ontology annotation, molecular function: G protein-coupled receptor activity; olfactory receptor activity.